AUGUGCGACUUGUUAGUAGUGAAGUCCGCCCCCUUGUCUGCCAACUUCUCAACAGCCAAAGUCACAGCGGCGUUCUCGACCAUUGGUAGAGGUUUACUAGACACCUAUUCUCAUAAGGUCUACUUACGGCCGGCUCCGUUGAGGUGCGGACUACCGAGUUUUCCCAGCCUUCCCACCAAGACUACAAAAGAAAAGAAAUGUCACCACACGACAAAAGGUUUCAAUGCCCAGAGGCGGAUUCGAACCGCCGUCAACACGGAUCGCUGUAUAGAAGAACCACAACGUAUCAUCCUAACCAACUAG
Molecule: messenger RNA, 303 nt
Organism: Colletotrichum orchidophilum
Lineage: Eukaryota; Fungi; Ascomycota; Sordariomycetes; Glomerellales; Glomerellaceae
Exons: 1
Coding region: 1-303 (100 amino acids)
Source: RefSeq, a predicted model, not a curated record